Messenger RNA from Penicillium bovifimosum, 1236 nucleotides. Its product is annotated as kinase domain protein. Gene Ontology annotation, molecular function: protein kinase activity; ATP binding. Gene Ontology annotation, biological process: protein phosphorylation; regulation of mRNA processing; spliceosomal complex assembly. The transcript is spliced from 6 exons. NCBI's taxonomy places the organism in Eukaryota, Fungi, Ascomycota, Eurotiomycetes, Eurotiales, Aspergillaceae. Bases 1 to 1236 code for a protein of 411 amino acids. The record is from RefSeq and is a predicted model, not a curated record.
AUGAAGUUGUUUCGCCAGAAUCUCAGUAAAUCUCUCCGGUUUCUGAGUUUGAAAUCCAGCAGGUCAUUAUCUUCUCCUGCUGCGACCCGCACUUCCCCUAUGGAGGAGGAACUGGGCCAAGGUUACGACCCUGGAAAAUAUUAUCCAGCCCGGAUAGGAGAGACUAUUGACAAAUAUCUUGUCAUUUCUAAACUCGGAUGGGGCGCUAAUUCUACCGCUUGGCUGGCAAAAGAUACAUCUCGCUGGGCCCGGCAGUCGACCAGAUAUGUGACCCUGAAAAUCACGAACUCCGGUGACGCGGCCAACAAAGCCGCGGAAGACGAACUAGAAAUAUCGAACCAUAUUUCUGGGCUGGGGUCGGAACACCAAGGUCUUCGAUAUAUCAGGCUGGUCAAAGAGUCAUUUCGAAUGCGAGGAAUGUCUGGAGACCAUAUCUGUUUGGUUUUCGAGCCUUUAAGGGAGCCGCUUUGGCUCCUAGGAAGACACCUUGGGAGCGCUGGUGUACCUCCAAAGGUUCUCAAGGCUUUCUUGAAGAUUUUACUGCUAGGCCUAGAUUUCCUGCAUUCUGAGUGUCAUGUCAUACACACAGACUUGAAAGCCGAUAACUUUCUUAUCGUCUUCGAAGAUGCUGUUGUCCUUAAAAGUUACGUCAACCAGCAAGAGCGUGACCCUGCUCCACAUGUGUUUCGGAAUGGACGCCCUGUGUUUGAGUCUAGGCCUGACUUUGGUCCACUACGAAGAGGAUGCUGCUGUCUUCGACACGUGCCAUCACUGCAUAACCAUGAGAUCCAACCCCAACCAUUCUGCGCCCCUGAAGUCCUUCUAAGGGCUGGUUGGACGUAUAGUGCAAAUAUAUGGAACCUUGGGACUAUGCUUUGGGAACUUCUCGCUGAGACAACUCUUUUUGACGGCAUAUGCCCUGAUAGCGCACUUUAUUCCCGUGAGGCGCAUAUAGCCCAGAUGAUAAGGCUUUUGGGUCCACCGCCUCCACAGCUUCUGUCCAAAUGUGACCCAGGUAUACAUGACAACUUAUUCUCAUCUCAAGGCACCUUCAAGUUCCCUCACUUGGUUCCAUCUGAGGAUUACAAUCUUUCAAAUUUGACGCCCUUCCUAGACGGAGAAGAUAAACGACUGUUCAUUGAAUUUGUCCUUAGAAUGCUUCAAUGGGAACCGGAGCGUCGAUCAAGUGCAAAGCAGCUCUUCGAUGAUCCUUGGCUUAGUUACAACUAUCCUUAA